CAAACACGUCGCAGACACGAUGCUGAACAAGGUACUAAAGGCUUGGACUUAUUGCAGCAUGAGCAUCGCUCCGAAAAGUCUUCAGGAUGCACUUUCAUUGAAUUCCAGCACUGGCUCAUCAAGCACUAGUCCAAAUUCCUCAACGCUGAGAAAGCGACUAGUCGGCGAUAGGCACUUAUGGAUGAUACCUUUUAACACGGAUGGCAUUGAACAACCGCCAUUCCCGGCUCGUUCCUUUGACUACGCCGGCUUCGAAAUCACGAUGCCAACUCAACACGGAACCGAUAUCCCGACACCUGAUGAAUCAUCCCCGUUCCAACACUACACCAUCAAGAUGACAAUUCUGAAGAGCCGUGUUUUGCGCCAUCAAUAUGCGUUCGCUGAAGAGGCUCGCGCAGAGCAUCGCCGCUUCAGGGAUCGUACUAUUAUGCAGCUCUACGCUCCAUCGAGUGGGCAACGACUUCCAAGAUCUGCUCAGAUAUUUGCUCAGAGGCAGAACGCGGAUUUGGACGGCAACGGCGACUUUGUGCCACCGGGAGGAUGGAUCUAUCGCGACGACGAGAUGCUCAAAAUGUUGGAGAUGAGGUAUCCGGGGGCUAUGCAAAUUUUUGAGAGGAGAGAAUAG
Messenger RNA from Alternaria rosae, 625 nucleotides. RefSeq lists its product as uncharacterized. The transcript has a single exon. Lineage: Eukaryota; Fungi; Ascomycota; Dothideomycetes; Pleosporales; Pleosporaceae. The record is from RefSeq and is a predicted model, not a curated record. The coding region runs from base 20 to 625 and encodes 201 amino acids.